UUCUGUCGUGUGGAUAACCCUAGCUGGACCAGAAUGCAGACUUUGGGCCAAGCAACUCUUUUGUUGCUGGCAGUAUGUCACACACAUGGACAGUUCCACAACAGCCAUUCUCAUGUACAACAAGCACUGUUUGUGAGGGAUAUUGAUGCUCCAUCCCCAUACAACGAGCAUUUGCACCGAUAUGAACACACAAGUGACAGAGUGCCGAGACAAAGCACAUCCUCGCUGUCUUCUUCCACCAUGGACCAGACAGUGCAGGGGAUUCUAGAGUGGCUACAAGGCAAAUACUCCAACGCCCGCAAAGCACGACAAGAAGUCCAAACUCCAUCGAGGCAGUACUUACCUCAGCGUCCGAACCCCACAACAACCCAGAAGCCUCGACCCUUCCAGACCAACGGGUAUCAAACCACCUUUGGAGGUUCCACUCCCACAGGCUACCCCUUUCCUCAGUCACCCACUCCAAGCUUCAACAUUCCCGAGACUCCUGCUCCAUACAACCCUACUUCCACCGGAGGCACCGUUCCUCCAUACUCCCAGGAAACCGUUCCUCCCUACAAGCCAUCUCCUGGACCCUCAUCUUCUCCUCAGCCACCUUACGGUCCUCCGUCCUCCCCUCAAGCUCCCUUUCUCCCUGACGAGGGACCUUCCAAAAUUCCCUUUCUUCCUUCCACGGGUGGUAGCAGCCCAGGGUUCACUUCCACCGGUAGUGUUGGAGGUGGAAGUGGAGGUGGCGGGAGUUCUGGGGGAUCAGGAUUUUCCUCCACUGGUCCUGGUGUUUCCCCUACUGGCCCAUCUGGGGGCGGGGGAGGUGUUUACUUCCCCCCCUCUCCUGGGAUGGAAAUCGGCAAUGGGAUUGAUUCUGAUGAAUCCCAUCCUCCUCAUAUUCACGAGAUCAAUGUUCAGUGUGCCAAAGAUAUGAUGACUAUCGACAUUGAAUUUAACAGGCCCUUCAACGGAGUGGUUUACUCAAAGGGUUUUUACAACAACCCUGAAUGUAGAUACGUCACCCCCAACUCAGGCCAGACCAAGUACUCAUUCACCGUGAUGCUGAACAGCUGUGGAACUCAGUUCGUGGAUCAGUUCAGUGAGGGUAAGCAGGCCUACCUCGAGAACGUUCUCGUGCUACAAAACGAACCAGGCAUUCAGGAGGUAUGGGAUACAAUCAGGAGUGUCAGAUGUCUAUGGGAAGGUAAUCUCAACAAAGCUUUGUCAGUUGCGCUGUCCGUCGGAAUGCUCAGUCAAGAGAUUGUGACUUUCAGCGGAGACACUGCCACAGCUCGUCUAGACAUACAGAUGGGACGAGGACCGUUUGCCUCAGCUGCCAAUGGUCUAGUGAAGAUUGGAGAGACAAUGACAUUGGUUGUCACAGUUGAGGGCGAUCCAGGGUUCAACGUGUUGGUGCGGCAAUGUGUCGCACGUGACAACGACCCCACGUCAGGCAACGUCGUACAGUUGACAGACGACAGAGGGUGUGUCGUCAAACCCAAGUUGAUGGGAGCCUUCCAGACCACCAGAAACCCUGAGACAAACGCUGUCAUAGCAUAUGCUUUCUUCCAGGCAUUCAAGUUCCCUGAUGUUAUGGACCUGACAAUAGAAUGCAACGUGGAACUCUGCAAAACAGAAUGUGCACCUUGUUCAGAUCCCAACCAGAAAUACGAGCCAGGCAGGAGAAGACGUAGUGCAGACAACUCCACCCUAGACCUGACUGACCCCGUGACAGUGGGACGAACUCUCAGGGUGUUCCUUCCAGAGGACCUAGAGGAGUCCAGACAGAGCGCAGCCAUGGUCAUCAAUGUCGGGGCAGCAGUUGCAGGUCAGGAUACUGUCUGUCUGUCAUCGUCAGUGUUCUUGAUGGCUUCAACAUUACUGCUGAGUCUGCUAGCAGCUUCCUGCGUAUGUUCUGCAGCACUGUGGCUGCGGAUGCAGCACCAACAGCUGCGGAAGUAACUCGUUACAAAACAUUGACAGUUUGAAAUCUCAGAAGUCUUGAAAUUCUGUGAAAAUUUGUUUUUCUAAGACCACUAAAGAAAGUCUUUUCCCUCAACAAACCUUUCAGAUUAUAGUUUUUGUGGUUAAUUUCAACAGCUAUGUAAGCCAAAUUACAGAAAACAAUGUAUUUGUUAACAAUGUCAACUUGAGAAUAUGUGUACUGAUAUGCAAGUGUAAAUAGAACAUGAUGUCUUGUUAGUGUAAUUGUAAAUAUUAUUCAUCUAAGUGUUUUUUAAUACCGGUACUAGUUUUUUUUUUCUUUAUCAGGACAAUUAUUGUCUCAAUUUUAAACUGAAUCCUAAUGAGUUGUAACAAUUUCAGCUCAUAGAUAAAUUUGUUAAUUAAUGAUUUAUUAGAAUGGAGUUGUUAAUUCCUAUGUUACUUGUUCUUUGUCUUUUACUGGAUUUUCAUACACCCAAUUUACGAGACUGUCCACAUCUUGAAUAUCUGUAAGGUUCUUUUUCGUGUACAAAGUUUAAUUAGCUAGGACAUUUUAUAAUAAAUCUUUCUUUUGUAAAUAUACUUUACUUUGUGUA
Messenger RNA from Macrosteles quadrilineatus (aster leafhopper), 2525 nucleotides. RefSeq lists its product as uncharacterized. The record is from RefSeq and is a predicted model, not a curated record. The coding region runs from base 34 to 1947 and encodes 637 amino acids. The transcript has 11 exons. NCBI's taxonomy places the organism in Eukaryota, Metazoa, Arthropoda, Insecta, Hemiptera, Cicadellidae.